This is a messenger RNA of Rhododendron vialii, 500 nucleotides long. RefSeq lists its product as uncharacterized. The coding region runs from base 48 to 404 and encodes 118 amino acids. NCBI's taxonomy places the organism in Eukaryota, Viridiplantae, Streptophyta, Magnoliopsida, Ericales, Ericaceae. The transcript is spliced from 3 exons. The record is from RefSeq and is a predicted model, not a curated record.
UCACUAUCCAUAGAUGGAAAGUAGCAAAUGAAAGUGUGAAGGCACCUAUGCUUCAACUCAUUAAGGAUCAAUUUAACUUGGAGAGAGAUCCCAUAGAUGUUGACAAGGCAGUGGCAAGACUAUUUGGGCGUAGACUGAGUGAUUACAGCCAUACGUUAUACAGAAAGUACAAGAAGCUUAAGACUACUAAGGGGGUAGAAUAUGCCAAAAGCCACCCACCAUUUGGCAUCAGUCACGAGCAGUGGAUCGAUCUAAUUGAUAAGAAAUGGAGUGAUCCCAAAUUUUUGAUUGGAUAUGCACAAGGUUGGUGGUAUAUAUCAGAAGGCCAAGAUCUUUUUGUGUUGAUACUUCUUUUUGUUAUGAUGCGCCGUCCAACAACUUUCCUUUUUGUUUCGUGUCUUUGACCACUACUCAAUUAGCGCAUCACUUAUGUUAUUCUCAAUAUUUAGUUAACUCGGCUAUUUUUGGACAGUGAAUGGACACCUUGAAACUUUUGUUAA